CAGAACGCAACUGCGCUGCCUUGCGCCGUGCGAAUACGCGAUCGAGGUGGAGAGGAGGAGGGUCGCGAGGUGGUCGAAGUAGGGACCAUACGUCAGCAUGUUUCGCCUCGCUAUCGUACGGAGAAUCACGGACAGAUCAAACAUGGCGAUUCAGUCGCUGUUUACGGUGAGAGCAAACGGUUUCUAGCGCCCGAGCGGCGUCUACCAGUGCGGGAGAGUGACUUUCUAAGGGCGGAGCGGACUCGUGCCAUCCUGAAUUGAAGAAUUUUCGUGAAUAUUGUGAGCAUGGAGACGCGCGAGGCGGAAACGACGGCGGAAAAAGCGUCGGGCGGCAUUUGUGUCGAUAGCGAAGUACGCGACGCGAAGGGCGUCGUGCGCUCCGUAAAAGCGGAGCCAACGCCUGCGGCGUCAUCACGCCCACUGCCCAAGUGGGCGGCGCCACCUGGAGGCGACGACGCGAAACGUCAACCGAACGUCGAUCGUUCUAGCGGAAGUAAGUAUAAAGCGUCAUUUAUAAAGACCUAUGGAAAACUGGAAAGCGGUAGCGGUAGCGGUGACCAAGACGGUGGUCAGCAUGAGGAUACAGCGGCGAAGAAGAGGAAAACUCGCAGGGGUAAACCUAAGCAUAGGAAGUUAAAACCCUAUCUGAAACAAUUGUCUUAUCAGCAACAGUUGCGGAGCAGGUGUAUCGGUAGAAUUGCAAAAACUAAUAGGCAACCGCCAGCCCUAUAUAAUACAACGCAAUUUCUUAUGGAUGAUCACAACGAUCUACCUGAUCUUGAACAAAAAUUAUCGGAAGCUGCGUCGUUGGAAGUAUCUGCCAUGUUUCAAAAACCGCCAGCACCACCACGUACUCGUGAUUCCAGUUUCAGCAUAGAUUCUGAUGAAGAUUAUUUUUAUUCAUCUCCGGAAGAUGAAGAGGAGUUUUUGACAAAAGAAUUUUCAACUGCAUACGAAGCCCUUCAUGAGGAAAGAUUGAGCACUUUGACAAAAACAGAAUUAAUACAGGAAUACAGGCAUUUAGAAGCUAAAAUGGAUUCGCUGACAAAAAGAUUACGUAAUAAGAGCAUUCAUCAAAUGGAGGAAAGAGAUUCGGAAAAUAAAAAUGUAUCUACUACAGAUUCUGAGAGCAAAAAAUUGAAACUAUGCCAACAACGGAUUGAUGAUCUGAUACAACAAAACGAGCAGUUAAGAAGGGAAAAUGAAAUGUUACGUACUGAAAAAAGAUUAUGCACGAGCAGUUCCGAGUCUAGUGUCGACAGUGAAAGCGAUAACGACAGUUGUAGCAAUAGCAACCAAAGUAGAUGUAGUUGCUCUUUUAUAAGCCCAGGAACAUCUCCUAAGCAUACUUACAAAUCUAGAUUAGAUAAUAAUAUAAGAACGGAUAAAAAAAACGAUAGCUGCGAUACUAGCCAAAGCGAAAGCCCCAAAACAUCUAUAACACCUACUAAUUUCUCCAACAGGCAUAUGAUUAUGAAUGAAACUAGUGAUUUUCCUACAUAGAUCCUAAUUUCUUUUCAAUCAAAUUUAAAAAAAGCAUUGAAUCAUGCGCAACAAACAGCAAAAUGUAUCUGUAUUUAUAUCCGAUUUCAUUAAUUGAUAUAUAUAU
Messenger RNA from Nylanderia fulva, 1609 nucleotides. RefSeq lists its product as uncharacterized. Gene Ontology annotation, molecular function: 7SK snRNA binding; cyclin-dependent protein serine/threonine kinase inhibitor activity. The record is from RefSeq and is a predicted model, not a curated record. Gene Ontology annotation, cellular component: nucleus; cytoplasm; nucleoplasm. Gene Ontology annotation, biological process: negative regulation of transcription by RNA polymerase II; negative regulation of cyclin-dependent protein serine/threonine kinase activity. Lineage: Eukaryota; Metazoa; Arthropoda; Insecta; Hymenoptera; Formicidae.